This is a messenger RNA of Salvelinus fontinalis (brook trout), 12861 nucleotides long. Its product is annotated as CREB-regulated transcription coactivator 1-like. Gene Ontology annotation, cellular component: nucleus; cytoplasm. Gene Ontology annotation, biological process: positive regulation of transcription by RNA polymerase II; protein homotetramerization. The transcript has 13 exons. The record is from RefSeq and is a predicted model, not a curated record. Gene Ontology annotation, molecular function: cAMP response element binding protein binding. The coding region runs from base 56 to 1642 and encodes 528 amino acids. Lineage: Eukaryota; Metazoa; Chordata; Actinopteri; Salmoniformes; Salmonidae.
CAAGGACGUGGGCACGCAACGUCUCUUGAGGGAAAGCGGAGGAGAAAAGCGAAACAUGGCGACAUCGAAUAAUCCGCGGAAAUUUAGCGAGAAAAUCGCUUUACAUAAUCAGAAACAGGCAGAAGAGACAGCAGCAUUCGAGGAAGUGAUGAAAGAUUUGAGUAUGACCCGAGCAGCGAGGAAGACCCAGUAUUUACAGUUGGGACAAAACCGUGGGCAGUAUUAUGGCGGAUCAUUGCCAAAUGUCAAUCAGAUUGGAAAUGGCACCAUUGACAUGCCUUUUCAGACUCCCUUUCAAGGUUCAGGUGACACCAGCAGGACAACACGGCAUCAUGGAUUGGUUGACAGAGUUUACCGGGACAGAAACCGCAUCACGUCCCUACACGGAAGGCCCCUCGACAAACAUGGACGCCAAAUUGAUAGCUCUCCAUAUGGCUCGGUGUAUCUGUCACCCCCACCCGACACCAGUUGGAGGAGGACAAACUCGGACUCUGCGUUGCAUCAGAGCACUUUGAACCCACAGGAUAUUUUUGCAGGAGGCUCACAGGAUUUGCAGCUUAAACGAGGGCCAGAAGACACAGAAUCAGAUAUGGACAAAGACGAACAAAAACAGAGCUGGGAUGGCAAAAAGAAUGUUUCAUCAAGAUCCAAGGUUCCAGGAAUCAACAUAUUCCCGUCUCCAGAUCAGGAGCUGACCGCGUCACUGAUGCCUUCAGCCCAAAACACCGGCGGCGGCUCCCUGCCUAAUCUGACCAACAUCCAGUUCCCCCCUCCGCUGCCCACCCCCCUGGACCCCGAGGACUCUGCCCUCAGCGCCUACAAUAGCACGGAUAACCUGGCCUCCAGCCACUCAUACAGCUUCAGCUCCAACAGCCAAGCAGGACAGACCACCUCCCAGCAAGGCAGGCAGGACAACAACAUAGUCAUCCAGGACUCCCACCAGCACCAGUCCCUACAGCUCUCCCCCACCCUGUCGCCACCCCUCACCCUCGCCCAGGCGGAGACCAUAGACGCCAUGACACUGGAGGCACAAUUGUCCCAGUACACGUUCUUCAGCCAGCCCUCUAAUCAACAACAGCAGCAGCAGCAGACCACUCAAGGACUGACCAGGCUGGUCCAGCUCCCCUCCCCUCUGAACAUCUCUUCCAGCCAGACACAAAACUCCAUGGAUAUGAACUCGCACCACUCCAUAUUGGGUAGUGUAUUUGCUGACUUCUAUGACCAGCAACUCACAUCCAGACAGACCAGUGCUCUCUCCCAAAAGCUGGAGCAGUUCAACAUGACAGACAACAACAGUCUGUAUGGCCAGGGCUCCACCCUCAACUACUCCCAAGCAGCCAUGAUAGGUUUGAUGGGUAGCCACGGCAACCUGCAAGACUCCCAGCAGCUGGGCUACAGUAGCCAUGGCAACAUCCCCAACAUCAUUCUCACAGCCACUGGAGAGUCACCACCCAGACUGUCCAAGGGGUUGUCUUACAGCUCUCUGUCGGCUGACAUCAGCUUCGACGCAGACUCUCAGUUUCCCUUGGACGAGCUGAAGAUCGACCCUCUGACCCUGGAUGGGCUGUACAUGCUCAACGAUCCUGACAUGGUCCUCACUGACCCCGCCACGGAAGACGCCUUUCGGAUGGACCGGCUUUAGAGCCGCUGCCAAGUUGACCGACUGUCUCGGAGGAACCCGGCCUGAGGGGAGAGGGAUAUUUUGGGAGUGUGGUAGCUCGUGGCUAGGCCCCAGCUGUGCAGUGUAUUCAUCCCACACUCCCACCUCCCUUCACCAGACACCCCUUUCUAAGAGCCAUGGUAAGAUGAGCUAGUAGGGAAAUGGUCGGCAGAGUUUGCUUUCUCCCUUCCGGAUGGAAAAGAUGGAAGGGCGACAUUGUCAUGUUUGGUGGAUAUUGCGCUUAAGGAUCUGCCUGUGACCAGUCUGUGCUAACCACAUACAUCCCUUAACUUGUUUAUUUAUUUUAUUAUAUGCUGCCUGCCAGCCUUUCUGUUGGAUGCUUUGCUUUUUGUAAAGGAAAACAAAAGAGGAUACAAACUACAUUGGUCUGGCCUUCCAUUUGAAGACAUUCAUUGAUUAAAAUCAUGUCUGCAGUGGCGGGUCAGUGAGGACCAUGUCAGGAUCGUUGAGCAUGUACAGCCCAUUGUUUAUCUUUCUCUCACCUGCCAUACUAGAUUAGCAUGUCUCAUUAUCACCCAUCUGCUUUUUCACAACCGCCCCUCUAUUGGCUAAUCUUGCCAGUCUCACAUUUUCAUCAGUGCACUUAACCGCGCUGUCAUUAAUUCACACUAUACAGUGCCUUCAGAAAGUAUUCACACCCCUUUACUUUUCCCACAUUUUGUUGUGUUGUGAGGUGGGAUUAAAAUGUCCUUUUUUGUCAAUGAUAUACACAAAAUGCUCUAAUGUCAAAGUUGAAGAAAAAUUCUAACAUUUAAAAAAACUUUAUGGAAAAUGAAACACUAACUGAGUCAACCCCCUGAGUCAAUACAGGUUACAAUCCCCUUUGGCAGCGAUUACAGCUGUGAAUUUUUCUGGAUAAGUCUAAGAGAUUUGCACACCUGGAUUGUACAAUAUUUGCCCAUUAUUCUUUAAAAAAUUAUUCAUACUCUGUCAAGUUGGUUGUUGAUCAUUGCUAUACAGCCAUUUUCAAGUCUUGCCGUAGAUUUAAGCCAAUUUUAAGUAAAAACUGUAACUAAGCCAUUCUAUGUCAUCAUUGUAAGAAACUUCAGUGUAUAUGGCCUUGUGUUUUAGGCUAUUGUCCUGCUAAAUGCUGAAUUUGUCUGUCAGUGUCUGUUGGAAAGCAGACUGAACCAAGUUUUCAUCUAGGAUUUUGCCUGUGCUUAGCUCUAUUCCAUUUUUAUUUUUAUUUAUUUAUUUAUUUUAAAGCUUCCUAGUCCUUGCUUAUGAUAAGCAUACCCAUAACAUGAUGCAACCACCACCAUGGUACUCAUUGAUGUGUUGUGUUGGAUUUGUCCAAAACCAAACGCUUUGUAUUUAGGACUAAAAAUUCAUUGUUUACAGUAUUACUUUAGUUUCUUAUUGCAAACAGGAUGUAUGUUUUGGAAUAUUUUUAUAAUGUACAGGCUUCCUUCUUUUCACUCUGUUAUUUAGGUUAGUAUUGUGGAGUAACUACAAUGUUGUUGAUCCAUCUUCAGUUUUCUCCUAUCACAGCCAUUAAACUCUGUAACUGUUUUAAAGUCACCAUUGGCCUCAUGGUGAAAUCCCUGAGCGGUUUCCUUCCUCUCUGUCAACUGAGUUAGGAAGGACGCCUGUAUCUUUUUAGUGACUGGGACUAUUGACACACCAUACUCAAAGGGAUAUUCAAUGGCUCCUUUUCCUUUUUUUACCCAUCUAGGUGCCCUUAUUUGGGAACCAUUGGAAAAAAAACCUGGUCUUUGUGGAUGAAUCUGUGCUUGAAAUUCACUGCUUGACUGAGGGACCUUACAGAUAAACUACAGUGGCUUGCGAAAAUAUUCACAACCCCUUGGCAUUUAUCCUAUUUUGUUGCCUUACAACCUGGAAUUAAAAUUGAUUUUUGGGAGGGCUUGUAUAAUUUGAUUUACACAACAUACCUACCACUUUGAAGAUGCAAAAUAUUUUUUAUUGUGAAACAAACAAGAAAUAACUUUGUAGAGCCACCUUUUGCAGCAAUUACAGCUGCAAGUCUCUUGGGGUAUGUCUCUAUAAGCUUGGCACAUCUAGCCACUGGGAUUUUGCCCAUUCUUCAAGGCAAAACUCCUCCAGCUCCAAGUUGGAUAGGUUCUGCUGGUGUACAGCAAUCUUUAAGUCAUACCACAGAUUCUCAAUUGGAUUGAAGUCUGGGCUUUGAGUAGGCCAUUCCAAGACGUUUAAAUGUUUCAACUUAAACCACUGAAAUGUUGCUUUAGCAGUAUGCUUAGGGUCAUUGUCCUGCUGGAAGGUGAACCUCUGUCCCAGUCUCAAAUCUCUGGAAGACUGAAACAGGUUUCCCUCAAGAAUUUCCCUAUAUUUAGCGCCAUCGAUCAUUCCUUCAAUUCUGACCAGUUUCCCAGUUCAUGCCGAUUAAAAACAUCGCCACAGCAUGAUGCUGCCACCACCAUGCUUCACUGUGGGUAUGGUCAUCUGGGUGUGAUGAGAGGUGUUGGAUUUGUGCCAGACAUAGCGCUUUCCUUGAUGGCCAAAAAGCUACAUUUUAGUCUCAUCUGACCAGAUCUCUGCUGUGGAGCUUUGUAGCUACUUCAGGGUUAUAUUUGGUCUCUUGGUUGCCUCUGUGUUGCAGAUUCUGAGGCCUUUCAGAACAGGUGUAUAUAUACUGAGAUCAUGUGACAGAUCAUGUGACACUUAGAUCAAACACAGGUGGACUUUAUUUAACUAAUUAUGUGAAUUCUGAAGGUAAUUGGUUGCACCAGAUCUUAUUUAGGGGCUUCAUAGCAAAGGGGGUGAAUACAUAUGUUUAAACAAGUUAUUUCACUUCACCAAUUUGGACUAUUUUGUGUAUUUCCAUUCCAUGAAAUUCAAAUAAAAAUAUAUUUAAAUUACAGGUUGUAAUGCAACAAAAUAGGAAAAACACGAAGGGGGAUGAAUACUUUUGCAAGGCACAGUACAUGACCAAAAGUAUGUGGACACCUGUUCGUCGAACAUCUCAUUCCAAAAUCAUGGGCAUUAAUAUGGAGUUGGUCCCCCCUUUGCUGCUAAAAUAGCCACCACUCUUCUGGGAAGGCUUUCCACUAGAUGUUGGAACAUUGCUGCCGGGACUUGCUUCCAUUCAGCGACAAGAGCAUUAGUGAGGUCGGGCAUUGAUGUUGGGCGAUUAGGCCUGGCUCGCAGUCGGCGUUUCAAUUCAUGCACGGGAGAAUUUUCAUGCUGAAACAGGAAAUGUGCUUCCCCAAACUGUUGCCACAAAGUUGGAAGCACAGAAUCGUCUUGCAUGUCAUUGUAUGCUCUAGCGUUAAGAUUUCCCUUAACUGAAACUAAGGGGCCUAGUCCGAACCAUGAAAAACAGACCCAGACCAUUAUUCCUCUUCUACCUAACUUUACAGUUGGUCCUAUGCAUUGGGGCAGGUAGCGUCUCCUGGCAUCCGCCAAACCCAGAUUCAUCCAUCGGCCUGCCAGAUAGUGAAGCGUAAUUCAUCACUCCAGAGAACGUGUUUCCACGGCUCCAGAGUCCAAUGGCGGCGAGAUUUACACCACUCCGGCCGACUCUUGGCAUUGCGCAUGGUGAUCUUAGGCUUGUGUGUGGCUGCUCAGCCAUGGAAACCCAUUUCAUGAAGCUCCCGACAAACAGUUAAUGUGCUGACGUUGCUUCCAGAGGCAGUUUGGAACUCUGUAGUGAGUGUUGCAACCGAGGAAAGACGAUUUUUACGCGCUUUGGCUUCAACACUCGGUGGUCCUGUCUGCGAGCUUGUGGGGGGAGGUAGCCUAGUGGUUAGAGCGUUGGACUAUUAACCGAAAGGUUGCAAGAUUGAAUCCCCGAGUUGACAAGGUAAAACUCUGUCGUUCUGCCCCUGAACAAGGCAGUUAACCCACUGUGUGUGCGGCCUACCACUUUGCGGGGGAGCUGUUGUUGCUCCUAGACGUUUCCACUUCACAAUAACAGCAUUUACAGUUGACCGGGGCAGCUCUAGCAGGGCAGAAAUUUGAUGAAUUGACUUGUUGGAAAGGUGCCAUCCUAUGACGGUGCCACAUUGAAAGUCACUGAGCACUUCAGUACAGGCCAUUCUACUGCCAAUGGUUGUCUAUGGAUAUUGCAUGGCUGUGUGCUCAAUUUUAUACACCUGUCAGUGACGGGUGUGGCUGAAAUACCCGAAUCCACUCAUUUGAUGGUUUGUCCACAUCCUUUUGUGUAUAUAUAGUGCCAUUGUAUGUGUGGGGUACAGAGAUGGGGUAGUCAUUUAAAAAUCAUGUUAAACACUAUUAUUGCACACAGAGUGAGUCCAUGCAACUUAUUAUGUGACUUGUUAAGCACAUUUUUACUCCUGAACCUAUUUAGUCUUGCCAUAACAAAAGAGUUAAAUACUUAUUGACUCAAGACAUUUCAGCUUUACCUUUUUAAUUCAUUUGUAAGCAUUUCUAAAAACAUAAUUCCACUUUGACAUUAUGGGGUAUUGUGUGUAGGUUAGUGACACAAAAUCUAAAUGUAAUCCAUUUUAAAUUGAGCCUGUAACACAACAAAAUGUGGAGAAAGUCAUGGGGUGUGAAUAUGUUCUGAAGGCACGGUAGUUGUAUUUAUUGGUGCAGUUUUUUUUUACCAGUAUUUUACUUUUGGUUUCUUUCCAAACUCAGUCCAUAAAUUCUGUGAGCGUUUCAGGGUUGAACAACAUGUUUUAGUGCUGAAAGGUAUACUACAAAGCGGGUUCAAUGAGUUAGCCAGCUAACUUGCCUAAAUAUUCAGAAGUAACUUGUAAUUUUUUGUAAAGAUAUACUUGAAAUGGGCAAGAUCUAAUUGACUCAACGACCAAAAAUGCAUAUCUAAGUUUAACUUUCUUCAUGACCCAGAAAAUAAAUAGUUAUUUCUGGUUGUUUAUCAAAGUUAGCUGGCUAACUCAUUUAUCCUGCUUUGUAGUAUACCCCUCAGGUAAACAGUUAAGCGGUUUCCUUUGUUGAACAACUAGGAGUGCUAACCCUCACCUUUUAGCUUGUGAUUGGCCACGGCAACCAAAGUAAGGCCUAAAUUCAAGUUAAACAAUCCUUGAAAAAUCACUUACAACUCUGUUUGUUUGUAGAGUUUUCAAAAAAAGGGCUGUCAUAGGGUCAUUUUGGCACUUUAUUCCUGAAAUGACAUUUAAUCUCUACUAUGGUAGCUGGUUUGGAGAAGCAAACCAGAUGGACAUGAAAUCUGAAUGAACCACUGUGAUUCCAGAUUCUGCCUUAUAAGAUUACAUGAUAUGGAAAGCUAUGAUCGACAAUCUCUCCAUUACAUUUUUUUUGUAAUUGUGCAACUUGUUGAGACAAGUAGUGAAGUGCAAACCUUUAUCGAGCAUCCCCCAUUGUUUUCCAAUACCUAGGCCUGACUUAGAUUGGCACUAGUAUGAGAAUAUGACCAACGCCAGACUGAAAUUUUGCUCUAGCGAGAAUAUGACCAAGUUGAACACAACUAAGGGAGGUGUAUCACUGCUUAUGUUGUUAUCCACUGCUUUUCACUAGUUACCAUUUUGCUUUUCAUAUUUAUAUUCACACAUUUUGUGAAGUGGUACUGUAUUUCCCAUGUCAGCCUAAUUUGCUUAAUUGGCCCAUGUCAGCCUAAUUUGCUUAAUUGGCCCAUGUCAGCAUAAUUGGUCUAAUUGGCCCAUGUCAGCAUAAUUGGUCUAAUUGGCCCAUGUCAGCCUAAUUGAUCCGAGGUUUCACAUUUCUGGUGCCCUUAAAGUUGUUACUUGUGAAUUAGAUGCUUUGCUUCCAUUAGUUGUCAUUUCUAAAUUGGAUCUUGCUUAUGAUAUCUAUGCAAAACAAAUUAAAUUGAUUGAUUGAGGACUGAGCGUUAUUCGCGAUCUAAUAGACAUAACAAAGUACCUCAACUAAAUGACCUUGUUGAAUUGUACAGUACCAUUUUGAUUGCUUUUUCUCAGCAAAGAAAUGAGCAUGUUGGCAUGUUUCAUUUGCUACAUUUUAAUAUUUACACUUCGCGGAGGAGUAUUCAAAUGAUAUAUUCUGCACGUUGGCUUUGGCAGAAAAAGUAAAAAAGCAUGACAAAAGACAAAUGCUGCAUAUGUUAGAAAAUUGACCCCUUCAUGUGAUUCUCAUGGAUGUGUCAGAGGUAGAUUUUACUGCUAAAAUGUGAUUAUUUUCUGACAAGAAGAGUCAACUGCCUCUAUAUUAUAACAGCAUUGCUGCAACCAGAAUGUAUUUAAUCAUCUUCAUACAGUAUUAUCAUAAUCUUGACACCUUCAUUUGUCUCGUGUGUGUGUGUGUGUGUGUGUGUGUGUGUGAUGUUUUCCACUCAUUGUCAUCAGCUCUUCAGUCUUUUCUGGAUGUAUAGUGUCAGAAUUUCAGUUUUGUUGCAGCUGUAGGCUUUACAGUUGACCUGUUAAUAGUUAAUGUCAAGUGAGCUUGCUUUUUGUGAAUAAUUUCAUUGGAUGUACCCAUGACAUUAUCCUGCAUUUUACUUUGCACUUUACUCACAACAUUAAAGCAUUGAGCCCUGGGACUUUUUCACCCCCCACUGAGCGACUGUUAUGUGCACUGGACCUGUUUCCCCAUGUGUUUGGUCAAACUUGACUUCUUGUUAAAAAAAAGAAAGUGUAUUUUUAAAAAGCAUAUGUUUAUAGUCUAUAUAAAAAGUUUUUUUUUUUUUUUACCAGCUAGUAUUUUUUGUGAGGCGUCUGAUAUUGUGACUUUGAAAUGCUCCAAUUUUGGAAGCUAAUAUUAUAAACUUUGUAUUUUUGGAUAGAAGAUUUCUCACUGCAGAACAGAUACGGCUGGUCAUGCUCCUGUUGUGCUUCAAGCGUAGCUACAAGUACAAUACAAGCAGGGUGAAGUAAUCAUGUAAUUGGGAAGCAAUUAGAUGUAACACAAUUGAUGCAUCAAAGAGUGCUGUGGGAAACCACUUUUAAUGGUUAAUGGUAAAAUAUGUACUAAAGGUGUCACAGACAGGAGUGAGAACAGUUGUCUUGUUGUGCAUAGAGUCUAUAAACAAAACCCACUAUUAUCAUAUAAUAUGCACUAUUUAACUGUGUCAUUCGCUAUCUAUACUUCAGUACUGUGUGAGUAAAUUCACCUUGAAGAAAUACCACUAGUUAUGAUUUAUAUCAGUCAGGUAUGUGCUCAAUUCAGAAUUUUAGAAUUGACUCCCAUUCAAUUCAUGAGUUCAAAUUUGAAUUGAAUUGGCCACACCCCACAGGAUGUAGAAUUUGAGUUUGAUUGACAGGAAGUAGAAUUAAAUUCUGUGCAAUUCAAAGAAAUUCCACUCAGACAUAACAUGAGUUUUUCACUGAAUCUGACAGGUCACACUUCCAGAUACCAAAGAAUAUAUGACUUUUCUCUGGAAACAAUGUUCAUAUUCUAUUUUAGUGCAUAGAAUAGCCAAUUAUAUUUCCACCAACUAUUUCAUUUGUUUGGCUUAUUUUGAAGGCUUUAGGGCCAACACUAAUGCAUUCUGGGAAAUGUAGUAUUUUCCCUAUAUUUAACUACAUUUAAGAGAUUAAUGAAAUAUAAUAUCUUAGAAUAUUUGCAUUCAGGUUUUGUUUUCCUCGAUCAUUGAUUUUAAGAGUUUGUCCUGAAAAUCAAUAUUUUAUAUGCAUGUAUAUAAUGACAUGUUUUAUGUACAAUAUGUAUAUUUGUAUAGACUACACCUAAUAUAGAAUAGAAGAGGCAUUUGAAUUUCACUGAAUUCAAUUUUAUUUACUUUUCAUUCAAAUUACAAUUCUGUAUCCUGUUUACUACUUCAAUUCAAAUUCAUGUAUUGAAUUGAGGCAUUUUCAAUUCUGAAUUGGUCACUUGUAGAGAGAAAUAUGUGGGAAUCUUUUCAAACCCUGGUGUUGGUCUUCAUUUAUUUUAGUUGACCUUUGAACGUGUUUGGCUGCCACCUGUCAUUUUCCUUUUCAGUAGUGUUACAGACCUUAUUUGUCUUUUGAUACGCUUGCGAGAAGAAAAAAAACUUUACUGUGUGGAGAAGGCAUAUGGUACAUUCCUUAAUGUGCAGCUACUGUAAUGCAAUAGCAGAAAGCAUAAUGCAUUGUGAGCUUACACAAAUGAUGAGCUGUCUUUGUACUAUCUUGGAUUUUGUGUUAUUUGAAAGGUUUAUCUAAAUUCUGGUCUCAUGUAUGUUAGUGUAUAUUUGCUAUGUUCACAGUAAAUACAUGCAGAUCACCAUUUACCAUAGAUACAUGGGACACCUUCCUUACAUGUUUUUUGUAUGAAUAUAUUCUUUGAAUCUGUUUGUUCAGUGUGAGCUGGUCAAGCAUGCAAAACAUUAUUGGUUACAGAUCUGAAUGUCAGAACAGUUUUGGCUGCUAGAGUGGUUCUGAAUCAGAAGCAGUUCAGAUUUCUAAUCUUUAGCGCUUGAUUUUUACUUUUUGUGUGUGGAAAUGUUUCCUAUUUCUUUUUUCUGAUUGCUUUGCAUGAGUUUCAAGACAAACUUUUUUCUUAUUUUUAGCUUGGUUUUAUUUUGUAUGUUCUUUUUUUCUAUCAAGCACAAUGUCAUGCAAAAGAUUAUAUUGGAAGAAAGGUGGAAUAGACUUUGUUUAAAUGGGGUUUAAUGUUCUGUUACGUUUUCCUUGUAUGGUCAAUUGUUGGUCUUCGAUUCGAACAGUGGCAAGGCCUCACAAAACUGAAGUGCUAUGUCCAAAAGCAACAAAAUAAAUGUUUUCAGCCUUUUAUUCACAUGGAGAGGCACAUACUUAUACAUUAGAUCUUAUGUGUUUAUGCACUAGAUGCCCACUGAAGUGUAUUCUGUUUGCCGAGUGUAUAGAUUAACUGUGUAUAUUGCUUUUCGGUAGAAAUGUUUUUGUGCUUUAUGUGAUAUGUCAAUAGUGAAAAUGUGUGUUACAUGCACUGAGAAUUAAUGUGCUGCAGUAUGUCAUUGUUCUUCUGUUCUGUUUUUCUGACUUAGUAUCGGUUUACCAAAUGUUUUCAGACUGAUCAAAACUCCAUGUUGCUUAACUGUGUUUUUACAAUCACUUGUCUUUUCUUAAAAAAAAAAAAUCUGUGUUUAUGUAGUAAAUCUGACUGAUUUGAAAGAUCUAUUAUUACUGCCACAAUUUUUGCACCAAUAUUCGCGUGUCCAACAGUUUAUACUCAAAACGUUUACAGAAGCCACCGUUUACAAAGAAUGGAGCAGGUUCGGAUGGUUUUUGUGUGUGUACGCUCAUGUAUCUUAUCAUGGAUAGAAAUUGAUAAACCACAUGAACUUACAGGUAGAUAUCAGUUUGGUUAUAAAGGACUAUUUUGUGUUCUCAUGACUUGUUUACAAAAUGUGUCCUUUGGAAUUGUAAUAGUAUAUCAGUCAUACAAAUCAACUGUGUGCAAAAGGAAAUGGCCAAACACAAAGAUCCUUCUCUAAAUAAGGGGAAAGAUGUUGUUUUAAUAUGAAAUGGACCCUUGCCAACCACACAGGAUACUGUAAUCCAGGGGUCUUCAACCUUUUCAUGCCCAGAGACUAGCUCCCAGACAAAUUGGCGACCCAGGGACCCCAAUCACACGUUAGAAAAAAUAAAUGUUUUCACGUCUUGUCUUAUCAUUAGGUGACUGAUAAGAGCAAAAAGUAAUCAACAAUUUAAAAUAAAUAGAUUUAGUAGAUAUUUUUCACCACCCCACAUUCUAAUUGGAAGAGGAAGUAUAAACUCUAAUAUAGCCUAUUAGCUAGAAACCCAUUUUUGCUAAGAGCAGCUGUUUAGCUGGUGAAACAAAGUUUAGUUGUGUUUUGGCAAAAAUGUCCAAGUCAAGAAAGCUAACCAGCAGUUGUAUUAUCAUAUUUUAUACUGUAGGUAUGUAAUUUAAAAUCAGUUUAUUCUGUUGCUAGUGAUGUAAAUAAAUAUAUAUUUUCAAGGACCCCCGGUUGAAUAACCCUGCUGUAAACCCAUCAACUUCCCCGUGACACCAGACAGGUAAUCUGGGAAAUAUAUAACUAUUACAUAGCCAAACAUGGCCAUCUCAACGUUUUAACAUAUGCCAACUAGCCUGGCUGCCUAGUUGAAUCAGCAGUUGACAGCUUCCCUUAAUGUCAUGACUGUGUAAUGGAGCUGUCCAAUGCUGAAACCGACAGAUCCAGGCUGUAUAGCUGCUAAAUAAAUAACUGUAUUUCCAAAGUAUUACGUUCAUAAAUUGUCCCUUUUACUCUUAUUUAUAGUUCCAGUAAUGCACUUGUUUUGGAGCACAUUGUUAUCUGUCCUUCACUAAAAUGUGUUUCUGUCAAUGUUGAAAUACUCUUCAAAUACUCUAAUUUCCCACUGCAUCUCAAAAGUUACGUUUUUGUUUUGUUAGACUGAGAAUUACAUAAACUUAAAACUGUACACUUGUCUAUGAAUAGUUUACAUUUAGAAAAGGAAAAUAUUUGAGGAAAAUAUAAAUCGGCUUUAUCUUAAGUUUAUUUCUCACUGCAUAACCUACUGCAUUAAGACUGACAUGUGACUGACAUUUUCAGCUUGAUACCUUGAGGUAAAUAUCUCCUUAUGAUGUAAAAAAAAGUCUUGAUGUGAUAUUUUUUGCUUUUAGCAAGUAUUUAGCUCUGACUAGGUUAGGUUAACCAUGUGCAAACACUCUGUGACUAAAACCUGCUCACCCAAAGCAUCUCCAGUAGGAUAAAAUGCAGAUCUCAAUAUGUCUGUAAAUGUUUAUUAUAGUGGCAAUACAUAUAAAAAGGGAAAAUCAACCAGACAGAUGAAAUGGUGAUAAUCAUUGUUUGAUCAUUCAGGAUAGUUACCACAACAACAAAACUAGAAAUCCUCUGAUAUGUGCAUUUAAUGGGGGAUGGCCCACUCUAGUGGUCCCUUUCUCAUACAACGGCAGCUAAAUUGUAAUAUAAUGUAUUUUCUUUUCAGUACUAUUACUCAAAUGUUGCAAAUGUAUUUAACUGCAAUGUCUGGAUACUACACCUACUGUACUCACAGCAACAGGACAGUUAUGCUCAUCGAAUAUGCAAAUCCUAGCAUUCAGCAGAACAGCUUGGCAAUCCUAUACUUUUGUUGAGCUGACCCUUUAAAAUGAAUGGAUCAAAUCUUGUUCUUUUAAAUUGUGCUUUUAUAUAAAACGGGAAAAAACAGACCAAAAAAUCCAAGUGGGCUGUAUGGCCCACUCUAGUGUGCUAUGUGUGCUAAAUAACUGAAAACGGAUGUUAAGCUUCUAUUCUAAUCAUACCUAAUGUAUUUUUCUUGUGUGAAGGCUUCAGUCUUUGUAACUUUGCAUUACUAUUUGUAAAUGAAAUUAGAUUAAAUAAAAUCUAAAUAAGCAUA